Messenger RNA from Soboliphyme baturini, 1569 nucleotides. The record is from the annotation of a GenBank genome assembly. NCBI's taxonomy places the organism in Eukaryota, Metazoa, Nematoda, Enoplea, Dioctophymatida, Soboliphymatidae.
AUGAACUUAACGGUUGUUACGCGUUAUAUUACUGCCGGUUCACCAGCGGUACGUGCAAAUUUCAGAAAUCGGAUACGAACCACACAGUCAAUUGUCGGAAGUUUCCUGUCACUUCUUCAGCUGAAACAAGAGGAGGUUGAGGCGUUGCACACGUCGCCGACUGAUCCGCUGUCGCAGGCCUUCUUCGAUGUACUUGUACGCGUCAGUGAAGUGCACAGGAAUGCAAAGCGGCUAUCCCUACUUGGCUCCGGAAGUGCCGGGUUAGAAGUGAUGGAGAAAAUGGCAACGUAUGAAGAAAAUGGCUAUGAAAUUGUCUAUCGCUGGAUACAACACGAAUGCUUGCGACUAAACGCGGAAAUGCCUGAUAUCACGCCGAUCCUUGUGAAGGCCGUCGCCUGCUUGCAAGCCCGUUCGACACUAUUCCAAAUAUUGCCGGGCUCGCAGGAAUUAUACCCACCACACGGAACAGGCGUGCCAAUGGAAUUCCUUUCGUCAGACCCGAUUCGAUAUAUUAAUGACAUGCUGGCUUGGAUUCACAAAUCUCUGAUGAGCGAGAAGGAACUUCUUUUAAAUCUGCUAAAGGCAUGCAGCCCGAAAGUGCUCGAAGAACAUUUACAACCAUCACUGGCUCUUUGCCUCGAAGGUGUCUGCCGUCCUUUUAAGAUUCGUGUCGAGCAAAUCGUGGAAAAUUCCCAUGGCCCCGUGUUAUUGUACCGUAUGUUCAGUCUCAUGCGCAUCUACACCGAAACUGUCAGCUCUUCGCUUCGACCGGACGCCGCUCUCUACGUCACAUUCCAAGAUUUGAAAGAGUUGCUCUCAAAUCUGUUUUCUUGUUCAUUAAAUUGUACAGUAAACGGCAUAGUUUCAAAGUUCGAAGUACCUAAAUCUGAUUUGCUGCCUGUGGUCUCUCAACAGCGUCUUUUGCUGCUGCUUCGAGAUCUGCUGGAGUCGCAUAGUCUCAUGCCGGUUCCUCUGUCCGAUAAAAAGCAGAGCUUCAGCAUGAUACUUUCAGCCAUUAUUGAGCCACUCUUAUCAGCGCUCAGCAUCAGCUCAACUCAUCUGACUGUCGUCAGCCUGGCCGUUUAUAUGCUCAACUCCAUUUACCCACUUCGCUCUGUAUUGUGCCUGUACGAGUAUACCGAUGAUAAACUGGAGAUGCUGCAAGCAAAGAUGGAAACACACGUCAGCGUUAUUGCCGAGGAACAAACCAAUUACAUACUUCAGUGCACUGGUCUAAUAAAGCUUUACGAAGUGCUUCGGCAGGUCGAUGAACGAGAAGGGAAGCAGUCACUUGCAAGCAACAUGGAUGAGUCAUCUGUUAAGUCUUAUCUGGAUUCAUUUCGUCAAUUUCUUGACAAUCCAUCAUCUUAUCUGCUGCCAAUCUACCAAUUGAUUGUUUCGCCAAAACUAAAGGAAUCGGUAAAAAAUGAAACUCGCAAUUCUCUUAUAAGCGUCUACGAAAGGAUUUUCCUUGCCCUCACAAACACGGAGGAGGAAGAUAAGUUUGGCGAAUUGUCGCUCGUUGUCAACCCAGAAAUGGCUGCCAAAAUGCUGAAGGAAAAAUUCUAA